GUCAUAAAUGGUACGGAACCCUUCAUGGGCGAGUCCAAUUCGCCCUUGGCCGCUUUUUCUUCUUCAGUCGUUCAGUGCUGAGGAUCAUGAAAUCAUGUCCUUCUGUUGAAGACCAGGUUCCUCCUUAGGCGUGCAUGCACUGGCGUGCACUGCAGAUCACUAAACCAUGUGUGUUUGUUACAGGGUGCUCUCUGCGCUGGUUCCGCCUGCGCGGCAACCUGCUGUUCUACCUGAAGGGUCCCGAGCCGUGGUACGAGCCCAUGGGCGUUAUAGUCCUGGGCCACCACCAGGUCAAGACCCAGCCGCCUGAUGAGAACGGCCACUGGCCCUUUCAAAUAGUAUGGGACAACGGUGUGAGCUACCGCAUGGCGACGCACCACGAGUCGGAGCGCACGCUGUGGCUGAAAGCGAUACAAAUGGCGCCCUACGACAACAUCAAGACGCAGAUCGUCUCGUUGAGGGACCGGCUUAACAAGAUACGACCUCAUGUUGAUAUAGCUACUUACAGGCUUCAGAGAGGCAUUGUUACUGAUAUGAACGAGGUGCCUCUCUGCGAGCUAGCGCUCUCCUGCGACAACCUCCUGUGUGACACGCACGGACGUCCCCCCUCCCCCCUAGUAGUCCUCUACGUUCGCUACCCGAAGGGCCUCUGCGUUCGAUAUGGUACCACCGAGAUUGUCGAGACGUGCAGCAAUCCCUGCUUCUCAAAGACCAUCCUAUUCCGAGCGAGCGACGGCCUCACCGGAGACGCGGUGGUACGCAUAGUGGUGUACGAUGUCAAGGAGAGGGUAUCGGAGACCACCGUGCCUAUGGGGUAUACGUCGCUCACGCUCGCCACCAUACAGGAUUCUCAACGUCUACGAGUAGCCUUAUCAACUCGAGAAAACAAGACUGUCGGCUUUGUGACCAUCAACGGCUGGAGCCUGGAGCCCUCCUACAUCGGCAGCCCCGUGCACACGGACAAAACUGUAGACAUCCACAGAAUACAGUGUCACCGGCGCUCACAGUCCUUACCACCUAGAUUGGGCCUGAAGCUAAAGUUCCCGUCCUAUGGAAAUGUUUUGAAGCAGAAUUUCGUGAACAGCCACCAAGUGACGUACAGGUUCCAUUCAGGGCUGGGCGGGGAUAUAACGGUGCACGAGGUUAUGGCCGAGGCGAAGAUCUGCUUUCAACUGCCGGCAGAAUUACUAGACAUCUUCAUCCAACGCGAGAAGGAGUUAUUGGAGCAGCUCCUGUCCGUGGGCGAGAUCUGUGGGCACUGGCAACACAAGCAGCUGGAGCUGGUCGGGGCGCACGUGGCGCUUCUGAAGCACUAUUGCCGCUGCCGGCGCUGCUUGAGUAGCCCCGAGGGGCAUUUCAAGCCGAGCGCCAAAAAAGACCACGCGAGCCUCGAGUUCGCGCCGGUCAAUCUCCACUUGCAGAGGAUGUGGGUGCACAACGAUACCCUCAAUAAGUCCGGCUUCCAUGACGUCAUCACCGCGGGGGCGUUCGCCGUGCACACUAAUAAGAACGAGCGUACCGGCGGACUUAUACGGCUAGUCCAACAAGCCAAAGACGUGAACAGCACCAAGGCCGCCAUAGAUUCCGCCACGGCCAACAAGAUACAAGCCGAGUACGACAACGUAGUGGCCAUCAGGGCGCUGCGGGACGACAUAGCGGCCGACGCCGCGCGCGUGUGCACGUGCGUGCAGGCGGGGCGGGGGGACGAAGCCACGGCGUCACUUGAGGAUAUAAAGAGCAAAGUGAAAAGAAUGAUCUCGCUCUGGGACCCAAACGCUAUAGAGGAAUCUCUCUCAGUCAUCGGGUGGCCACAAAAAAUCAGCAACGAGUCCGAAAUACAGACAACCUGCACAAUAAAGCGGCUGAUCGAGCAGCUCAGCUCCUCCGACACGCACAGCUCCGACUGCGACACGCUGUCCUCCUGCUCCUCCUCCAAGGACCCCUCCCCCACCACCGACCCCCCUCCGCUCUCCUCGAGCGCCCCGAACAUCAACAAGAACCUCGAGUUCCACAACGAUUACUUCGAGAGUGAACGGAAACUGUUCAACCAUUCAUUCCGUUCCGUUCGUUCGCAAACGCCGAGGUUGAACGAGCAAUGCCGCUCGCUGGACGCUAAGAAUGAGUUUGGGAGCGUCGAACUUCCUUAUAAGUGCUUGGACUUGAGCACGGGGAAAAAGACGAGUUCUCAAAGCCAAAUAGACCCUGCCGUGAAAGAAACCAACCUGUCUUGUCUGAAACACUUGACCAUCGAACUGCAAGAAGCAUUGGAAGCCUAUAGCUCUACAGCUGUAGACGCGGCGCAAUCGAAAGCCUCCCUGGAGCUUUUAGAAACGCACGCCGCCCGCCUCCUAACGAGCGCGCGCGCAUUAGUGUCCCGCGCGAACGUCGCGCACGCGGCAUUGCGUCUACGCUGCGAGCCCGCGCAGUGGACGCGCGAUCACGCGCAGUUGCAGGCUAGAAGAGACAAGUGCUUCAGCCAGGCGCUAACAACAGUAACCACGGGCCUAGUAUCAUGGCUAUGCGGGGCGAAUGCGCACAUCGCCUCGCUGCUCUCGUCGGGGCUGGGCCCGCUGUGCGGGUUCGAGGGGCUACUUAGUCUGUACGCGGCCGAGCGCGCCAUGUGGGGCGACAUGGCCGUCGCGGUCGAGGAUUUACACACUGUGCAGUUUACGUUGACUAAGAGUGACCAUAACAAUGUCACACCUCACGUAUCGGGGACGCGGGGCUCCCUGAUCGUGCACAUACCCAUCUCAGACUCUUUAUAUGCCAAAUUUACUAACAAAGAGCAUCUAACCUUCACAUUAACCGCCGUAUUCUUCAACAUCGGUGUAAACGAGAAGGCCACCCUGGCCGAGGCGCUCGGCGAGACCACGCCGCAGUACCACUCCAACUGCGACAACUACGAUCGCCUGCACAAGUAUUAUCUCAAGUUCUGCAAGGUGUGCCCGCAGGAUCACACGGCUAGAGGUAAGCAUACGCAUAUUACGUCAUCUCGAACGAAACCGCUGGAAGAAGUGAUGGAGAACCUCAGGAUAGCGGUGCACAAGAAGGUGCCGAAAAACGUCGAGGUGCUUCAUCUAGCUGGGCUAGCCAUUAGGCUUAUGAACGGUAUCCGAUUCACGUCGUGCAAAAGCGCCAAAGACCGCACAGGCAUGUCGGUCACCCUCGAGCAAUGCUCCAUCCUCGCCUCCGAAUAUCAUCUCGCCGACACCGAGAUGAGGAAAGCUCUCGCCAUCAUGAGAAGCGAGGGCUGCCGCCGAGAGAACACGUUCAAGAACAUCGGCGUGAGGAAAUACGCUUUCACGAAGAAGCAGGUAGCAGCCCUACCCGAGGACUAUAGGCCUCCACCUGGCACCUUCAGUUCUUCGCAAACUUAAGUACUUACCUCUUCUUAGAUCGAGACUGAAACAUCCCCUCAUAAGGGGCGAAGCCCCUUUCUAAGUGGGCUUACUGACUUACGGAGAAGCAUGUAGCGGCAUUACCAAAGGACUACAGGCCUCUCCUUGGCACAUUCAGCUCUUCGUAAACUUAAGAACUUACAUCUUAGAUCGAGACUGAAACAUCCCCUCUUGAGGGGCGAAGUCCCCUUCUAACUGGUUUUACGGUAAAGCAAGAAGCGGCUCUACCCGAGGACUAUAGACCUCCCUUUGGCACCUUUAACUCUUCACAAAAUUAAGUAUUUUUGACAAAAACUUCAACCUGACUACCCUCUCAUAGGAAACAAAGCUCAUUCGGAAGGGGCAAAGCCCCAUGUUACGUGGGCAAUACAUAUUUAAACCACCUAGAGCAGUGGAGGUAUCUCUAAAGGUGGGCAAGUACUUGCCCUUACAAAUAUAGGGUAAAAGCAUUGACUCCUUUACUCUCUUUAACCGUUGUCCCCCCGUUUUUUAUGUCUUAACUAGCCCUAUCAAAGGGGAAGUACACAUUUGUAGGGCAUUGCCCUCUUUACAGUGUUUUAGGCGUCUGAAAGGUAGAAAAUUGCACCAUUGUAGAGAGAGACAUCUAUGUGGAGGGGCGUAGUCCCAUUCACAAGGGGCAUUGCCCCCUUUACAGUGUUUUAGGCAUCUAAAAGGUAGAAAACUGCACCCUUGUAGAGAGACACAUCUAUGUGGAGGGGCGUAGUCCACUUUAAAAGGGGCAUUGCCCCGUACCGACACUUUCAUAUCCACUUCAAAAAUCUAUUGGAGUUUUUAAUAUUAUAUCUGUUAUCAUCUUUUUUAGUUUAAUUUAACUAACAGUGUAUACUGUUAAUCGUACUUAAAAGCAUGAAUGACUGUACAUGUCAAGUAGCAUUACCUUUAAAAUAAUAGGGAUCAAUAGUUUUAUUUAAAUAGGUCUUAUGAAGUAGGUAUUUACCUCGCAGA
Molecule: messenger RNA, 4364 nt
Organism: Cydia pomonella (codling moth)
Lineage: Eukaryota; Metazoa; Arthropoda; Insecta; Lepidoptera; Tortricidae
Product: type II inositol 3,4-bisphosphate 4-phosphatase
Exons: 19
Coding region: 135-3377 (1080 amino acids)
Cellular component (GO): cytoplasm
Molecular function (GO): phosphatidylinositol-3,4-bisphosphate 4-phosphatase activity
Source: RefSeq, a predicted model, not a curated record